AUGGGCAACACUUCUUCGCAUCAUUAUCACGUCAAGCACGCCAAGGCCGUGAACGCGUCCAAGAGCCAUGGCGGCAAACUUGAGAAAGCCGACUUGGAUGAUAUCUACGAUUUCAUUCGAUCACUGAAGCACUCGGAGAAAGGGGCUGAGCUCUUGGAUGAGUUUUUGGAGCGCCAAACUUCCAAGUUGGAAAUGUUUGAUGGCGUGAUGGAUGAGAAAAAAUCGUUUCCCAUCUCUAGCAUCACUGUAGUGGAUGUCCCAAAACAGAGCCCUCCUUCACCGCAACAAAGGAAGCAUAGACCAGCCGUCCCUCCAAGUGCAUAA
This is a messenger RNA of Seminavis robusta, 324 nucleotides long. The record is from the annotation of a GenBank genome assembly. Lineage: Eukaryota; Bacillariophyta; Bacillariophyceae; Naviculales; Naviculaceae.